CGUCGUCGUCGUCGUCGUCGUCGUCGUCGUCGUCGUCACCAACAUCAUCGUAAACAAUUGGAUAGAAAGAAAAUCGAAGAGAAGAAACGCGCGAGGGAAGGCGGUGAGAAAUAGAGCGAGAAAAAAAGUAUCCUUUGACAGAGACGAGAUUGCCAUCACCGGCCGUGAUUGCAGUGGACUAGUGAGUGAAGAGAGGAGAGGGGGGAGAGAGAGAGAGAGAGAGACGUCGAUCGGCCGAGGAAGCGCGCGGAACCGCGCGCGCGUGUUGCGCGGGCGGGCGAGCGAGGCGAGUAAACGAGACAGCGGAGACAGCCGAUAAUCGAGACGAACGGAACGGCGGAACCGGAGGACGGCGGACGGCGGGAUUCGCGGAACGGGAGCGGCGAGUGUAGCGCGCGUCCCGCGGCGGGAUUCGGGACACUUUUCGAACGGCGGCGGACCCGCAGCGGUAGCGGCGGCGGCGCGGCCGUAAACAACGACGACGACGAGGACGACGUCGUCGCGGCCGCCGGUCGCACGGUCGCCCUCGCGGCCAACUCGAUCGCGGGCCGUCGUCGUCCGUCCCCGUCGGUGUCCCGCUCGUCCUACCUCUCGCUCAACUCCGCCACCGCCACCGCCGUCUACGCGACCCGAGAACCACCACCAGCUGACGGGCCCCGCGGGCCGUUAGACGUGGAAGGGAAAAACGGCGAGCCGCGCGUCUCCUUCCCGUGGUGUGUCAUGGGGUGUUUCGGCAGCCAGAACAAGGACAGCCAGGAUGAAAGCAAAAAUCAGAAGAGACGGUCCGAUGCCAUCACCAGGCAGCUGCAGAAGGACAAGCAGGUCUACCGUGCCACCCACAGGCUACUCCUGCUCGGAGCGGGUGAGUCCGGCAAAAGCACGAUCGUCAAACAGAUGAGGAUACUACACGUCAAUGGUUUCAGCGAAGCGGAAAAGCGGCAGAAAAUUGAAGAUAUUAAGAAGAAUAUUAGGGACGCCAUUUUAACGAUAGCCAGUGCGAUGAGUACGUUAACGCCGCCCGUUACAUUAGGAGACAUGUCAAAUCAGAGCAGAAUGGAGUAUGUCCUGGAAGUCUCGUCUUCCCCAGACUUCGAUUAUCCUCCGGAAUUCUACGAAAUCGUCGAAACACUUUGGAAAGAUCGGGGCGUUCAGCAAAGCUUCGAGAGGAGUAACGAAUAUCAACUUAUCGAUUGCGCCAAAUAUUUUCUAGAUAAAGUAGCCAUCGUAAAACAGCCAGAUUACACGCCCACGGAACAGGACAUCCUCAGGUGUCGAGUCCUCACGUCUGGCAUUUUUGAGACGCGGUUUCAGGUCGACAAAGUAAACUUUCAUAUGUUCGACGUCGGCGGCCAACGUGACGAAAGAAGAAAAUGGAUACAGUGUUUCAACGAUGUUACGGCGAUUAUAUUUGUCACGGCGUGUAGUAGUUACAACAUGGUACUCAGGGAAGACCCUACAAAAUUGAGACUUAGGGAAAGUCUCGAUCUCUUUAAAAGUAUCUGGAACAAUCGGUGGCUCCGCACAAUCUCGGUGAUCCUGUUCCUAAACAAGCAAGAUCUAUUAGCAGAAAAGGUCAAAGCAGGCAAGCACAAAUUGGAAGAUUACUUUCCGGAAUUCUCGCGCUACCAAACACCAGUUGAGCCCGGAAUAACGGAUUCCGCGGAAAUACCUGACGUCAUAAGGGCCAAGUACUUUAUAAGGGACGAGUUUCUCCGCAUAAGUACAGCGAGCGGUGACGGCAAGCACUAUUGUUAUCCACACUUCACGUGCGCUGUCGACACGGAGAACAUCAAGAGAGUGUUCAACGAUUGCCGGGACAUUAUCCAGCGGAUGCAUCUGCGCCAGUACGAGCUCUUGUGACUUCGUUCCUGCCGACGUCUUCUGUCAUUAUUCGUUAGCCUGACAGUCACGCUCGUGUUGCACCUUGAGUCGCUGCUGCAGCCACUGCGAACUGAAUGAGCGAAAGCGAGCUGUGCCAUGAACCAUGGCCUCGCGAGGAGGACUCGUUCGAGUUCCAUACACCUGGGUAUACUCAGGUAACGCGUAGGGCUUCCUCGCCAGUCCAAAACCGAAAAAAAAAACGUAUAUUAUCCGAAGGACGAUCGCGCGUUCAUCGAGUGCGCGCCAGCGGACCUUGAAAGUGAUUCUACUCCUCGUCGAUGAGAGUCGGUAUACAGCGAUACACAUUACACACCGCUGCGAACAACUCUUCGCUGCGUGAGAUCUGUCUGAAGCGAGUUCCUUCUCACGCGGAAUAAAUUUCUCGCCAAACCGUGAGCAAGGCACGACGCGAGAUGUCCACGAGAGGUCGACAUGUCGACCCCACACCGUGUCCUAGUACCGUGAGUCGUAGUUGAGCGAAAACGAACGAGCGGCCCCUUUACACUCACACACACGCACACACACAUACAAAUAUACAUACACACACACGCAAACGCACACAAACGGGCGUAUUUAUUUUCGAUCACUCGACUUUCUUUUCAGUUAGAGAGAAAGAGAGUGCUGAACACUCGUCGUCGUAUCCGGAUGAUGGCGGGAACGAAACUCUCAUGCGCCGUUCGAAUCCCUAUUAACUUGGACCUUCCACUGUCGUAAAUUGAGUUGGGACAUGGUAAAAGGUUGAGUGCUAUUUUGUGCUAAUUGGUUUGCACUAGAGCAAAUUUUGUUGCUCCAACUAUUUAGCAGAAAAAAAUAAAAUGAAGGGGUUAAUGGUAAACAAGAUCCCCCUUCCAUAAUCAAAAAUUAUAUAGAGAAGUGCGAUACCAAAAAAAAACAAG
Messenger RNA from Cyphomyrmex costatus, 2777 nucleotides. RefSeq names its product G protein alpha s subunit (gene Galphas). Gene Ontology annotation, molecular function: GTP binding; GTPase activity; G protein-coupled receptor binding. Bases 721 to 1860 code for a protein of 379 amino acids. Gene Ontology annotation, biological process: adenylate cyclase-activating dopamine receptor signaling pathway; sensory perception of chemical stimulus. Lineage: Eukaryota; Metazoa; Arthropoda; Insecta; Hymenoptera; Formicidae. The record is from RefSeq and is a predicted model, not a curated record. The transcript has 10 exons. Gene Ontology annotation, cellular component: cytoplasm; heterotrimeric G-protein complex.